UUCCACUAAAAACAUUCUCUCAUUAAAAUCCGCACACGCGCCAAUCAUUCCCCCAGAUCUGCUCACUUCCAUUCAUAUACACACCGAAAACAAACAACGCUCGGCACUGUGUUGAGCGAGGGAAGGAGGUAGGGCUUCGCUUUUCGUCAUGGAGGGGAAGCUGAUUGCCAGGCUCGAAUCCGCGGUGGCGCGGUUGGAGGCGCUAUCUUCAUCGGGGUGCAGGGACCGUGGCAUUGCGGACUUUGCUGGAGCUGAUUUGGCCACGGAUCCGUCAAGUAUUGCGUUCGACAAUCUAUUGGCGCAGUUCUUUGGUAAGCUUUCGGCUGCUGCUGAGAAGAUUGGAGGUCAGGUUUUGGAGGUCACGAAUAUUGUGCAUCAGGCUUUUUGUGUUCAGAAGGAGCUUCUCUUUAAGGCUAAGCAUACUCAGAAACCUGACAAUGCGGGGUUGGCUGAAUUUCUCAAGCCAUUGAAUGAAGUGAUCAUGCAAGCAAAUGCAAUGACAGAGGGAAAGAGAUCUGAUUUCUUUAACCACUUGAAGUCUGCUGCUGACGGCCUGACAGCUAUGGUCUGGAUUGCUUAUACAGGAAAAGAUUGUGGUAUGAUCAUGCCUAUUGCACAUGUCGAAGAGAGUUGGCAAAUGGCUGAAUUUUAUAACAACAAGAUUCUUGUAGAGUACAAAAGCAAAGACCCAAAUCAUGUUGAGUGGGCCAAAGCCAUGAAGGAGUUAUAUUUGCCAGGUUUGAGGGAUUAUGUGAAGAAUCAUUAUCCCUUGGGCCCAAUAUGGGGUGUUUCAUGCAAAAAGGCACCAACUUCUGCUACAUCUAGAGCUCUUGCUCCAGGUGCUCCUGCUCCUCCACGACCUCCACCGGCUUCUCUCUUCAGUGCUGAAUCUUCUCAGCCUUCUUCGUCAAAGCCAAAAGAAGGGAUGGCUGCUGUUUUCCAAGAACUCAACUCAAGCAAGUCUGUGACGUCAGGUCUUAGAAAGGUCACAGCUGAUAUGAAGACAAAGAACCGUGCAGAUAGGACUGGUGUUGUUGGUGCCAGUGGAAAAGAAAGCCGUACUAGUUCACCUUCUAUUUCUAAGACAGGACCUCCAAAACUUGAGCUUCAAAUGGGUCGUAAGUGGAUUGUUGAGAAUCAAAUUGGAAGAAAGGAUUUGGUAAUUGGCAACUGUGAUUCAAAACAGUCUGUAUAUGUUUUUGGUUGCAAAGAUUCUGUCUUGCAGAUUCAAGGGAAAGUCAACAAUAUAACUAUUGACAAAUGCACUAAGAUGGGAGUUGUAUUUACGGAUGUUGUGGCUGCUUUUGAGAUUGUGAAUUGCAGUGGUGUUGAGGUGCAGUGCCAGGGUUCAGCCCCUACCGUUUCUGUGGACAACACAUCAGGCUGCCAGUUAUAUUUAAGCAAAGAGUCUUUGGGAGCAUCUGUAACUACUGCCAAGGCAAGUGAGAUCAAUGUUUUGGUACCAGGGGAAGAGCCUAAUGGUGAUUGGGUGGAGCAUGCUUUGCCAGAACAGUUCAUAAAUUUAUACAAGAAUGGUCGCUUCGAGACUACUCCAGUCUCCCACUCUGGAGGUUAAUUUAAUAGUCCUACUGCCAAAAUUGGGUUUCCAGCGUCUUGUUUUUCAAUUCUAGGAUGGCUGAGGGGGCGGCUUCAACACAUUUUUUGUUUUCCAUUCCGUUUGCUGACAACAUAUGGUUGCGAUACUAUACUAUAUUCGUGAUUUUGGUCAUUUGGAAAUUUCCGCAUUAUUUUUUAAUGGUGAUUGUUCCUAGUGUUGUCUUGUGAGGGUUUUCUGACUGCGAUUGUGUUGUAUUGAGAACGAAGUUUUUGUAUUAUUUUUGCUUGGGAUCAAUAAAGGUUAAUUUGAGGAUCAA
Manihot esculenta (cassava) is the source of this 1874-nucleotide messenger RNA. Its product is annotated as cyclase-associated protein 1. NCBI's taxonomy places the organism in Eukaryota, Viridiplantae, Streptophyta, Magnoliopsida, Malpighiales, Euphorbiaceae. The transcript is spliced from 10 exons. Gene Ontology annotation, biological process: cytoskeleton organization; regulation of adenylate cyclase activity. The record is from RefSeq and is a predicted model, not a curated record. Gene Ontology annotation, cellular component: cytoplasm. Gene Ontology annotation, molecular function: actin binding; adenylate cyclase binding. The coding region runs from base 149 to 1576 and encodes 475 amino acids.